Molecule: messenger RNA, 2879 nt
Organism: Abrus precatorius (Indian licorice)
Lineage: Eukaryota; Viridiplantae; Streptophyta; Magnoliopsida; Fabales; Fabaceae
Product: protein DENND6A-like
Exons: 4
Coding region: 447-2369 (640 amino acids)
Cellular component (GO): recycling endosome
Molecular function (GO): guanyl-nucleotide exchange factor activity
Source: RefSeq, a predicted model, not a curated record
UAACUUGCAAGUAGUUGCCUCGUUUGAAUUAAAAAAAGUCACCAAAAUUUUAGCUCCUCUGGCUUUUCUAACAAACGGCAGCUUGGAUUUGGAAUGGAGAGUUGGAAGCCGACAGACAUAUCCUUUCUGUAAAUCUAACUAAUUCUAAUUCUGAGGAAAUCCCUCUUCUUCUCCCAAUCCCUACACUUGUCACACAAUUUCUCCAAUUCGAUUUGGAUUUUGGAUUUUGGAUUUUGGAUUUUGGAUUUUGGAUUUUGGACCCACUCUUCCUCUCAAUUUCGGAUCCAUCAUAUAUUCAGGUACCCCUUUCCUUUCCCAGAUCUUCAUCAAUCACUUCUGGAUCCUGCUUCUUGCACUUUUAGCGUCAUGAGCAAAACCCAAUUCUGAAGAUGGUGCUGGUUUUGUAGUUUACAUUAUAAUACAAUUUUUGUGUGUUUUUAGAAGAUAUGAGUAGGUCCCCUUCGUUUUCAGUGAGAACGGAAGUGAGUCCGAGUGUUGACUCAGAAUCAUUGCAACGAUGGGUUGUUGCUUUUUGUGUUAUAAGGUUUGAUCUUGAACAAGGGCAGCUCGUAGAAGAGUGUUACCCGCAGGGUUGUCUUUCCCAUGAUGAGGAACUUGAAAUUGCUUAUAGUUCCUUUCCUGAUUCUGUUUCACAGCACCAAAACCGCUCCAGCAUUCACGACUGCAUCUUCUUUUUCCGAAUUCGCAGGCGCUGCAAUGAUGGUUUUAAAUACUUGUAUGGUUAUGUGUUUAAUAGGCAGAGACACGAUGAGAGGUUGAAGAGAGGUGGGGAGCAGAAGUCUGUGGUCAUUUUGUCUCACACUCCUUAUUCAAGUGUGUUUAGACCUUUGUUGCAAAUUGUAGGUCCUUUGUUUUUUGACAUUGGUAAGAAAGCAUUGGAGCAUAUAGCUGCUUAUGUUUCAAAAUGGCCUGUUCCUGUCCCUGGGAAGGUGAUGGAUCUUCCUAUUGGAAAUGCAGCUCUUAAAGUGAACUUGCCGCCUGCUCAUAGUUUGCCUGUUGAGACUGAGACUGGAGUAUCUUUUGAAGAGGCUGCUUCUUCUGUGGUAUCUUUUGUUCCUAAUAAUCAGAGUGUCCCGCAUGGUCUUUUUCAUGAUUCUGAUCUUUUUGGUUCGUUCCGCGGCCUUUUGCUGCAGCUUUGGCUGUUAUGGGAAUUGUUACUUAUUGGUGAACCUAUGCUCGUCAUUGCCCCAACUCCUCCCCAAUGUUGUGAGGCUGUUGCCAGUCUUGUGAGUUUGGUUGCACCAUUAUUUUGCAGUGUUGAUUUCCGGCCUUAUUUUACAAUUCAUGACCCAGUAUUUGCACACUUAAACUCAGUUCAAGAAGGAGAAGCUUUCCCCCCAAUGAUUUUAGGGGUGACAAACCUUUUUUUUCUCAAAGCUCUCCGAAACAUUCCACAUGUUAUCUCAGUUGGAAACCCUCCUCCUAAUUCAAAUAGGGUUCCCCUUUCAACUAGGUCUUCUACUGGCAGAGUUUCUGGUAGAGUGGAAGGUCUUGGGUUUCAACAACUUUCCCUAAAGAAGUUCUCUCCUUCGAGUUUAUUGAGUGCGGUUAAGCUGCGGAAAGAUGGUCCGCUUUGUCUCAUGACAGAACAUAAGGAAGCAAUUUGGAGUACCUAUUCUGCAACAACUAAGCCAGAUACUUCUAUCUUAAAUAGGCUUAUAGAUGCUGGGGUGUCACCAAGAGUUGAGGAGUCAAUGUCUGUUGUGAACAAUGAAAUAUUACGGAGACAUUUCUUGGAGCUUACUAAUAACUUUUUGGCUCCUUUUAGCCCAUAUUUUAGGACUACAACACCAUCUGAAGGAUCUUCUCCUUAUGUAGAUCCUCCUUCUCUACCUCCAUUCAAUGCCGAUGAAUUUCUCACAAGUUUAUCAGCAAGAGGUCCAGGGAAGUUUAUAUUAAAGCGAAUGAGAUCUAACUGGCUUGACUUGUACAGGCGAUUCCUGAAUGGACCCAACUUUAUGCCAUGGUUUCAGAGAAGACGUGCUGUUGCUGAACAAGAACAAGAUAGAUUGUGGAGGCAAGCAAGAAUGAAAACUGACAUUCAACUGCUUAUUUCUAGACUGUCUGAGUUGGAAAUUGUGGAUUCAUUCAACAAGAUAGAGAGGCUUCUCCUCAGGGAAAUGCAGCUGCAGCAAUCUGGAAAAGAUGGCGUUGAUUCCUUGGCAACUUGUCAGAAAUUAAGAGGAGACCUUCAGGCCGUUUUCAAUGUACUUCCAAAGGAUAUGCAACAACUUAUGCUUUCAAAUCCAGAAAGGGCAUCCCUUCUUCAAGGGAGUCCAGAAUUGACAAAACUUCCUGGGCGUCCACUCAUACAAGUUGCGGUUGUAUCAGCUACUUCACCCAGGUAAUGGGAAAAACCGGAAACUUGUGGUUAUGGUUGUUUAUAGGAUCUUCUCGUGCUGCCGAAGGACAAAUUAAUGUUGGACUACUUCCAUCUGAUUGUUCUUAUUCAUGACAAGUCAUGUGAGCUGUGCAGUCACUGCAAUUUAUAUUGAUUAAUCAAUACACUUCAAGCUGCCUGCGUGAUGUAACUUCUCUCUUGGCAAAAGUGGAUGAAAAUUCCUUUUGAUGUUUAUACGUGUGAGGUUUUGUUAAUUGCCUUUGUUCUCAGAAAUUGAGGCUUCAUGUUGUUCCUAUUCCUAAAAGAUCAAAUUGUAAAUUAUUGAUUGUGUUAGCUUUCGGUAAUGGUGUCUUCCAGAUUUGUUUACAUUUCCAAAUGUUUCUCAACAUAUGCAACGUGUCGUCUGAGGCGCGAUUCAUAUACUUUGUAAUUUAUCUAGACUCAUUAAUACUUUGCAGAAGAAAUCGUAGAUAACAUACUUCAGUUAAAUUCUAUUACGACUCAAAAUUAUGUAUGU